CAGUGUAGUUUUCCGCUUCCAUAAACAAGACGACUGCCAGAGUUAGCCGCCAGUCCUGUGUGCCUCUGGGCUGAGUCUCCCUCUGAGGGAGACAGACAUACUGACAGAGAAAGUGAGCAAGGGACGAAAGAGGGAGAAAGUGAGUGAACAGGAAAGAGGGCAGGCAGAAAGACAGGAAAACCCAUCAGAAAGUGAAGAAAGACGGGACAAGAACUGACAGAAGAAGAAGAGGAGAAGGGAGAGGAAGAGAAAUUAAAAGAAAGACUGAGUUCAGUCUCUCUUCUUCUCCUCCAACAGUACAGAUAAAGUCAUGGCUGAGAACAACACAAAUCUCUUUCUGGAAAUACUUCAGUCUUUCGAUGCUGUCCCUCUGAUCAUAGCUUUUUUUGUGUCCAUGGCGGUGGGUUUGGUCUUGGGGGCCCUGGUUUAUGUGAUCUUGACCUGGAUGUCCCGACGCAGAGCAGGCUCUGCCAGCAUCACCCGCCGCCCACCUCGUCAAUCACGCACCACCUCUCGCAACCGCCCGGGCUUCAACCGCAACAGCAGCUAUGACCGGCGCAGUAACAACAGUUUGGUCAGCGCUGCUUUCAGCUUCCACCGCCAGACAUCCUCCCCAGAUCACCUCGACCCACUGGGGCACAAAUCCAGCUUCAGGGCCUCCACCUUCCACCCUCUUCUCCAGUGCAGCCAAAUCGCGAGGGAGGCAGAGGAGGGAAGCCAGACCACGCUGCCUCGUACACCCACUCUGACGACAACAACUGGAUCAGCUCAAACUGCAGCCCAGCCAGAUGCUACCCCACCCAGACCCGAGUCAUUUUGGGGGAACAACGGCCUGAGGGGUUACCAUGCCACACAGACCCCACCUCCAGCUUAUGAGAGUAUUAUUAGAGCUUAUCAGGAAACAUGCACCUGAGAGGAGCGAGAGCACCAAGCUGACACUAACUGAAUGAGCCCAGAGUUGUAAAUGGAUUUACAAUUGAUAUUGGACUAAUGCUGUAUUGAUUUAUAUGAACAGGUGGAGCUUGGUGGAGUGAACAAGGAAGUCAAGGUCAAUUGUGAGUCCUGCUCAGCACAAUAGCACUCUGAAACUACAAUAAAUUUUGUUUGUCUUUUGGUUAGUUCAUAUUUAUCUGGUGUUGACAAAAGCAUACUUGCCUUUCAUCAUUCAAUACUGAUGUAAAAUAUUUUAAAACUGUCAUUUGACACUUUCAGCACUGUGGCAAUGGCUGCUUACUGUAGGAACCAAACUCAUCGCUCUCAAAAAUUAGCAGUCUGUAUUUAAUGUUGAUUGACGUAAGCUUGCACAGAAUCUUUGUUUAGUUUAGCAAAAAUCUGAAAAUACAUAAUGUUGGCUGGGCAUUCAUGAUGCGAGACUUCUGCUUUGUCCCUGCUGAUUGUCUAAUAACUAUGCAAAAGAGACAAGAAUUUGUGUAUGUGCACCCCAAAAGGAAGACGAGUGCUUGUGUGUUAACCUUUAAUAAAUAAUUUGUAGAUGCGUCUUUGAAGUAUCUAUGCAAAACCUAGUGGAGACAGCUUUAAACUAAUUUGAUGUUUUAAUUGCUGCCUCAAACGUUUUUUUUUUUUACAGAGCUGUAUGGGGGUUUGUGUGGCAUUCAAAGUAAUUUAGUGUGUGUGUGUGUGUGUGUGUUGCCGUGUACAGUAUGUGUGAGCAUAAGGGGGAGUGACAGAAAGAGGGCAUUAGGUGCAAGAAGUUUUUGUAUGUUAUGUAUGUUUAAAUGUGAUUUACUGAACUCCGCUCAUAAGUUAAUGCAAUAAAAGCAGGAAUCAAACACACAACAACUGAGUUUUCCAUACAAAGCUUGGAGGGUGUUCUCUAGCACAAACAAAGCAGUGCCCUUAUCUUUUAUAUUGCAACAAAUGGGCAUAAUAACAUCAACACCUGAAAAGAACACCGCAAACCAAUACAGCAGUCGUCCAAAGAAAUACUACCUCAGAGAAGUUUCUUAAGAUCCAUUUUUGUUCACUGUGUUAGACGAAUGUUGAUCGAAUUUUGAUACUG
This is a messenger RNA of Xiphias gladius (swordfish), 2020 nucleotides long. It is a transcript of the gene myct1a, whose product is annotated as myc target 1a. The record is from RefSeq and is a predicted model, not a curated record. Gene Ontology annotation, cellular component: nucleoplasm. The transcript is spliced from 2 exons. Lineage: Eukaryota; Metazoa; Chordata; Actinopteri; Istiophoriformes; Xiphiidae. Bases 311 to 913 code for a protein of 200 amino acids.